Molecule: messenger RNA, 3348 nt
Organism: Oenanthe melanoleuca
Lineage: Eukaryota; Metazoa; Chordata; Aves; Passeriformes; Muscicapidae
Gene: LIG3
Product: DNA ligase 3
Exons: 20
Coding region: 162-3113 (983 amino acids)
Biological process (GO): mitochondrial DNA repair; DNA biosynthetic process; DNA recombination
Cellular component (GO): DNA ligase III-XRCC1 complex
Molecular function (GO): ATP binding; DNA binding; DNA ligase (ATP) activity
Source: RefSeq, a predicted model, not a curated record
GCGGCGCGCGCGUGCGGCCCUACGGAAGCCGCGCGGGCGCGCUCGUGUCCCGCUGGCGGCUGAGGCGGCGGCCCCGGCCUGAGGGGCUGGGGGGGUCCCGGGGGCCCGGACGGAGCGGGAUGGCGGCACCGUGAGGAGCUCGCGCUCUCUGCACGAACUGGAUGCCCACGGGCGGCAGGGCGCUGUCACACGCUGCCCGCGCUCUCGGCAGGGGCACUGCGCUGUCCUGCCCUCGCCCGCAGCUCCCCGUGCCCAGAGCGCUGUCCUGCUCUGCCGGACUCAGCCCCGCUUGCUGGUGCCAGCUGCUGCUCCAGCCUGUCUCCCUGCCGUCCCCAAAGCAGCGCCGUGCUGCCGGCCCUUUUCCUCUCUCCCUGCUUUUGGGCAGCUGGCUGCGCUCGGCCUGCACGGCUGCAGAGGACAUGGCAGAGCAGCGCUACUGUGUGGACUAUGCCAAGCGAGGCACCGCGGGCUGCAAGAAGUGCAAGGAGAAGAUCGUGAAGGGGAUGGUGCGCAUUGGGAAGAUCGUUCCCAAUCCUUUCACCGAGUCCGGAGGGGACAUGAAGGAGUGGUACCAUGUCAAGUGCAUCUUUGAGAAGCUGGACAAGGCCCGGGCCACCACCAAGAAAAUCGAAGACAUCACAGACUUGGAGGGGUGGGAAGAGCUGCAGGAUGAGGACAAAGAAAUAAUCAACAAGCACAUCUCAGAAGCCAAUGCCAAGACUGGAGGUACCCCGAAGAAAAAGGUGAUAGUGCAGGCAAAACUCACUGCCACAGGACAGCUGACCACAAAAGAUCCACCAAAGAAAUUCUCUGGAUUCAUUGCCAAGCCAAAGAAUUCAGAAGAUGCCCCUGCAAACUCAGUCCAGCAGCCCAGCCUGUCUGCAGCCAGGUGUGACCCCAAACACAAGGACUGCCUGCUGCGCGAAUUCCGCAAGCUCUGUGCCAUGGUGGCUGAGAAACCCAGCUACAAUGUGAAAACUCAGAUCAUCCAGGACUUCCUCAGGAAGGGAUCUGCAGGAGAUGGUUUUCAUGGUGAUGUAUACCUGACCAUUAAGAUGCUGUUACCAGGUGUCAUUAAAAUAGUUUACAACUUGAAUGAUAAGCAGAUUGUAAAGCUGUUCAGCAGAAUUUUUAACUGCAACCAGGAAGAAAUGGUCCGGGACCUGGAGCAGGGAGAUGUUUCCGAGACCGUACGGAUCUUCUUCGAGCACAGCAAGACGUGUCCUCCAGCAGCCAAGAGCGUGCUGACCCUCCAGGAGGUGGAUGAAUUCCUCAUCCAGCUCUCCAAGCUCACCAAGGAGGAUGACCAGCAGAGUGUCCUGCAGCAGAUCAGUCGCAGGUGUACAGGCAAUGACCUGAAGUGUAUCAUCAGGCUAAUUAAGCAUGACUUGAAAAUGAAUGCUGGAGCAAAGCACGUGCUGGAUGCUCUGGAUCCCAAUGCCUACGAGGCCUUCAAGGCCUCCAGGAACCUGCAGGACGUGGUGGAGCGAGUGCUGCAGAACCAGCAGGAGUCUGAGAAGGUGCCAGGGCUGAAGAAGACCCUGAGUGUGCAGGCCUCACUCAUGACCCCAGUGCAGCCCAUGCUGGCUGAGGCCUGCAAGUCCAUCGAGUACGCCAUGAAGAAGUGUCCCAACGGGAUGUACGCCGAGAUCAAGUACGACGGCGAGCGCGUGCAGGUGCACAAGAACGGGGAUCACUUCAGCUACUUCAGCAGGAGCCUCAAACCUGUGCUCCCCCACAAAGUAGCCCAUUUUAAGGAUUUCAUCCCCCAGGCUUUCCCUGGUGGGCAGAGUAUGAUCCUGGAUUCAGAAGUUCUCCUGAUUGAUAAUAAAACUGGCAAGCCACUUCCUUUUGGGACUCUUGGUGUGCACAAGAAAGCUGCUUUCCAGGAUGCCAAUGUUUGCCUGUUUGUGUUUGACUGCAUCUACUUCAACAAUGUCAGCCUGAUGGACAGGCCCCUGUGUGAACGGCGCAAGUUCCUCCACGACAACAUGGUGGAGAUCCCCAACAGGAUCCUGUUCUCAGAGAUGAAACAUGUCACAAAAGCUUCAGAUCUGGCAGACAUGAUCACCCGAGUCAUCCGGGAGGGGCUGGAAGGGCUGGUGCUGAAAGAUUUAAAGGGGAAUUACGAACCAGGGAAGCGCCACUGGCUGAAGGUGAAGAAGGAUUAUCUCAACGAGGGGGCAAUGGCUGACACAGCUGACCUGGUGGUUCUGGGGGCUUUCUAUGGACAGGGCAGUAAAGGUGGGAUGAUGUCCAUCUUCCUCAUGGGCUGCUACGACCCCAAGAGUGAGAAGUGGUGCACGGUGACCAAGUGCUCUGGUGGCCACGACGACGCCACCCUGGCACGUCUGCAGACAGAGCUGGACAUGGUGAAGAUCAGCAAGGAUCCUAGUAAAAUUCCAAGGUGGCUAAAAAUUAACAAAAUCUACUACCCAGACUUCAUUGUCCCAGAUCCAAAGAAAGCCCCAGUGUGGGAGAUCACCGGGGCCGAGUUCUCGCGGGCCGAGGCGCACACGGCCGACGGCAUCUCCAUCCGCUUCCCGCGCUGCACCCGCAUCCGCCACGACAAGGACUGGCAGAGUGCCACCAACCUGCAGCAGCUCAAGGAGCUGUACCAGCUCUCCAAGGAGAAGGCUGAUUUCAGUGUUACAGCUGGGGAGGAAGAUGAGUCCACAGCUGGCAGCAGUGGAGAGAAUGAUGGGAAUUCCAGGUCUUCCACACCUCACAGCAGUAUUACGAGUCCCCCAAGCAAGUCACCUGCAAAAACUCAGAAGGCAGAAGAGAGCAAAGGAGUCAUUGGAUCCCCUGAGAAAUCCGAGGAGAAACGAGGGGAGAAGAGAAAAGCAUCCGAGCUGGAGGACAAUGGCAAGAAGCAGCCGCUGCUGGACAUUUUCACGGGGGUGAAGCUGUACCUGGCGCCCUCCGUGAAGGACUUUGCCCGAAUCCGCCGCUACUUCAUCGCCUUCGACGGGGACCUGGUGGAAGAGUUCGACACGGCCUCGGCCACGCACGUCAUCGGGGACAGCGGGGACAGCCCCGGCGCCGUGCGCGUCACGCCCCGCUGGAUCUGGGAGUGCAUCCGCAAGCGCCGGCUGGUGGCGCCGUGCUAGCGCCGGGCAGGGCUGCCUCGGGGCGGGAACGGGAGGGGAGGCGGGAGACGCCCCCAGGAGUAGCUACAGAGAUCCAGAGCCACCCUAGGGAGUGAAUUUCAGGAGUUCUCUGCAGAAAUGUCACUGCUGAAUCCCACACUGUAGACCACUGCCCCCAACCGGGUACUGGUUUAGUCUCCUUGGGUUUUUAAAGUUUGGGUAUUUUUAUAGAUAAAUAAAACUGAAGCAGCUUCUC